AUGAAUAUUUCUUGGCGCGGGAUCCAGCUUGGUCGGCAAUUUCGCCGGCUUCUGCAUCGGUCGCACAGUCGUUCUCAGCCGCUGGCCGCCCCUUCCGGCGCGAACUCCGACUGGCGGCCGGUCGCCUCCACCUCGUCGUCGUGCCCCCGUGCGCCGUCGCACUCUCCGGCCGUCCAUUGCACCCGUCCACCGGCCUCGAGCACACUCUCAGGCACCGGCUGUACCGCCGACGCUCCAAUCGUCUGUCAGGUCUGCGCUUGCCCUUCCGGCGUCACCGUCUCGCGACAGCCGCCCUGUUUGCCCAUCUCGAGUUCGGCCACCUUCACGUCCACGCACGAGAAGCCCAUCGCGUCCGCCGCAUCUGCAGUUACCCAUCGCAAUUUGACAAGGUCUUCUUUGGCUCUGCCGGUUUCUAGGGCUUCAAUCUCCUCUUCCUCAAGAGCUUCGGACAGCUACCAUCCCUUUUCAUCAGCCUCUUCCUCCUCCUCCUCCUCAUCUUCAUCCUCAUCCUCCUCUUUCUCCUCCUCAUUUGCCUCGUCGUUGGCCCGUUCGAUUUCCAGCUCCUUCUUGUCUCUGCAUCCCGUCUCAUGCAGAAAAUGCGCCAGAUACAACGCCAACCCAGCCAAACUCAGCGCUCCAGGCAACACUACCUCCACCUCGAGCUCCUUAUCGGCCUCCUCGUUGUCUCUCUCCUGCAUCGGGUUGCCACACGACUCGACCCCGGGCCUCCUUUCCCGGCCCGGCUCCACUACUCGGCCGGCCCAGCGAACGGGCCCCGGUCGGGCCAACACAGGAACUCCCGGUGAAGUGGGUCUGGCCAACCGGUCGUCAAGACAACACUCGGUCAGCCCCGGCGAGGAGGCGGCGUUGAAACGUAGGCGGUCAGUGGGUGGACGGAAAGUCGACAGUCGAGGCCGAGUUCGUAGAUCCAGCCUGAAGGGAGGGUACACGCAGAAGGUCUCCAAUUGCCGCGAGUCGAGGGGUGGGAAUGAGGAGUGCCGGUCGGCCGAUUCGUCGGAGGCGAGUUCGGUGGCCUCGGUCGUGUUCACUGGAAACCAGUCGAUUCAGGCAAGUCAAAUACGUGUUGAUAAGACAUAG
This is a messenger RNA of Protopolystoma xenopodis, 1098 nucleotides long. The record is from the annotation of a GenBank genome assembly. Lineage: Eukaryota; Metazoa; Platyhelminthes; Monogenea; Polystomatidea; Polystomatidae.